Molecule: messenger RNA, 1218 nt
Organism: Choloepus didactylus (southern two-toed sloth)
Lineage: Eukaryota; Metazoa; Chordata; Mammalia; Pilosa; Megalonychidae
Gene: EFNA4
Product: ephrin A4
Exons: 4
Coding region: 62-676 (204 amino acids)
Biological process (GO): ephrin receptor signaling pathway; axon guidance
Cellular component (GO): plasma membrane
Molecular function (GO): ephrin receptor binding
Source: RefSeq, a predicted model, not a curated record
UGCUCCGACUACCCAGCGGACCGGGACGGGCCCGGCCAGACCAGACCAGACCCCGGGGGCGAUGCGGCUGCUGCCCCUGCUGCGGACUGUCCUCUGGGCCGCGCUCCUCGGCUCCCCGCUGCGGGGAGGUUCUGGCCUCCGCCACGCCGUCUACUGGAACUCCAGUAACCCCAGGCUGCUUCGUGGAGACACCGUGGUGGAGCUGGGCCUCAAUGACUAUCUGGACAUAUUCUGCCCACACUACGAAGGUCCAGGACCCCCUGACGGCCCUGAGACAUUUGCCCUAUACAUCGUGGACAGGCCGGGCUAUGAGGCCUGCCAGGCGGAGGGGGCAGGUGCCUUCAAGCGCUGGGAGUGCUCCCGCCCCUUUGCUCCCUUUGGUCCCUUUCGAUUCUCAGAGAAGAUUCAGCGCUUCACACCCUUCUCCCUUGGCUUGGAGUUCCUGCCUGGAGAGACUUACUACUACAUCUCGGUGCCAACUCCGGAGAGUUCUGGCCAGUGCUUGAGGCUCCAGGUGUCUGUCUGCUGCAAAGAAAGCAAGUCUGAGUCAGCCCAUCCUGUUGGGAGCCCUGGAGAGAGUGGCACAUCAGGUUGGCGAGGAGGGGGUACUCCCAGCCCCCUCUGCUUCUUGCUACUAUUGCUGCUCCCAAUUCUGCGCCUCCUGCGAGUUCUCUGAGUCAAGUGGACCCUCCCAAGACCUCAGGAGCCAGAGCCUUCCCAAGACCCCCUAAAGGGAACAGUCCCUGCCACCUGAGCUGGGGCUGUCAAGCCAGAAAGACAAGAUGGAGCAAUGAUGGGGGAAGUCUGAGGGUCUGAGGUGACCCUUGCAGGUGCCCACCCUUCAUCACAGGCUAACAGUCAGGAGAGCUGCAGACAGCCUGGGGACCCUGGAGCAGAGUCAAGACAAAUAUAGGGUACCUGUCAGCUGCUUCAUUGGUGUCAUCCCAUCCCCCAGGAAUACUGGGACUUGGCGGGAUUGAGUCCUUGACCUGGCUGGGGGCCAAGACCAAAAACCUGGGGACAGGUGGAUUGCAGGACCAGGGCGAGGAAAAAGCCCAGGCUUGGUGUCUGUGCCCAGUGCCCACUGGGCCUCUUCCCUGGGGCAGCAUCUUGCCUUCCCCAGGGGGUUACUCACUUGUCUUCUGUGAAGAUGGACUUGCCAUGAGGUUGAAUUUCAAGUCAAUUUGUAUUUUUUUAUGUGUCUGGACCUCAAUAAAC